This is a messenger RNA of Bursaphelenchus okinawaensis, 1186 nucleotides long. NCBI's taxonomy places the organism in Eukaryota, Metazoa, Nematoda, Chromadorea, Rhabditida, Aphelenchoididae. The record is from the annotation of a GenBank genome assembly.
AUGGCUGAUGAACCAAGCUCUUCCCAUGCGGACUUGUUUCACAAAGACGAAGACUUUAAUUCCGAUUACAAAAAUUACAACCCCAACUACGAAGGAAUGAAUAACCAAGAUCAGAACACCAGCGGAGAGUUAAUCAUGGAACAGGAGAGGCUGUUGCCAAUUGGUAAGGGUUGAUUGAGGUCCAGUAUGCUAUUGAAAAGAUCUAUUCUAAAGCUUACUGCCAGACAAUAAUCAAUGGCAAAUUAUGUAAAUUAGUAUCUGCGUUUAUGGUUCAAAAUAUAUUAUAUUAGUGAAUAAUUUUUAAUUUAGCCAACAUCCAGCGGAUCAUGAGAAGGGUGGUACCAGAGGAAGGAAAACUGUCCAAAGAAUCCAAGGACCUCGUUCAAGAGUGUGUUUCCGAGUUUAUUCAGUUCGUGGUUUCAGAAGCCAGCGAUCAUUGUCUCGAGGUUUGUUUAAAUUUGCGAAUAACUUUUUAAACAGAUGUUAAUAUUUUAAAAUGGUGAAUAAUCCUGUUUUUUAUAUCAUUUGUGCAUUAUCUUCAAAGUAUGAAAGUACCUACACCAAAUAAUAAUGCCUUGUCGUUACAGGAAAAAAGAAAAACCAUAAGCUGUGAAGACUUGUUGAAAGCUCUCAGAGACCUCGGCUUUGAUCCUUAUGUCAAUGUCCUGAAAAGAUACAUUGAAAACUACAGACUCGCGUUGGGAAAGCCUUCACAACCUGUAAGUCCAUCUUUUGUAACAUAAUUCCGAAUUUAGAUCAAUUUGGAGCCCAGUAAACCAUCAACAUCGGGUGUAUGCAGCGUUCACAAUCACAGUCCUGGAGAAGUUCCUACUUUAACGCUAAGAGCGACAUCUGAAACCCCAUCGUUUGUUUGUCAACCAGAACAGCCACAAGAGCAACAACAGGAAGCUCAACAAGACAACAAUGAUCCACAAUCGCUGGAACAAGUUCAAGUCUUUAUUGACAGUCAGAGUGGACAGCAUUACAUGGCUGUGAGGGGUAGGUUAAUUAUAACAUGAUCAUCAUUUAAAAACUCGUACUAUUUGCUUUGUUCUAAGCUAAUAUUAAUAUCAACUGAAAUACGAAUUAUAAAUUGCCGCAUUUUUCAGACCCUCAAACUGGAGAAGACCGUCUGAUUCCAGUCAGCCUCAAUGUCGACCAACUCGCUCAGCAAGCUGAGGAAUAA